This is a messenger RNA of Alternaria rosae, 1399 nucleotides long. RefSeq lists its product as uncharacterized. NCBI's taxonomy places the organism in Eukaryota, Fungi, Ascomycota, Dothideomycetes, Pleosporales, Pleosporaceae. The transcript is spliced from 2 exons. The coding region runs from base 68 to 1399 and encodes 443 amino acids. The record is from RefSeq and is a predicted model, not a curated record.
CUCUUUUCGUUUUCUUCGUCGCACUGGUCCGUAUAUUGACACCCGUACACACGACAUCGACGACACCAUGGACAACCUCAACAACAGUGACGUCAGCAUGGGUGAUCUUCCCGAAACCAGUGUGAGCGUGGACGAAGGCCUUGAGUCCGGAAAUACCGUCUUCUUUACCGCAUACGAGAACGUCACGGAGCACAACGUUGACGUCAAUGAUGAGGUCGGCGGCGACGUCGACAUGGACGGCAACGCUGAGCCUGAGCACCCGGAAAUUGUGGAAGUCAAGGCCCUGCAUCGCGACGCUGAGGAGAAGCUUGCCACCAAGACGUACAAGGUUAACAGGAGCAUCACCCUGCUGCCCUCUCUCCACAGUAUCUACUUUCAUCCCAACGAGGCAGUCGUACCCCAAGCUCCUCUGGACCUCCAACUCGCCAGCUUCUUCAUCUUGUAUAACGACAUCGCUAUGGCCAACUUCCUCGCCGACAAGAGCUUGCCUCCGAUGGUCAAUCGGGCGAUUUUCUUCUAUGGUCUGGACAAGGGCCAUUCGUUCUCGCGGUUCUUCGACCAGAUCCGUUUCAAUAUCCUCCUGAUGGCCUUCGCGUGGGCGUCAAACUUCAAUCCGAAGUACUGCAAAGAGGGGUACGAGGAGUUUGUCAAGUACUUUCUGCGCGCCUGGAUCGAGUCACUGGUCUUCAAGUACGACCCUUCGCAGAACAACUUCACCCAACGCGAAGCCUUCAUCGCCCUAUGGCAGGCCUCGCCCUUUGACUUUCACUUUUUUAGUGCGAGGCGAAGCAAGACGGUAAACAAGCUCGUCAACAUACUCAAGGCCCAGGCCGCAUUCCUCCCGAACAUUCCGAAACCAGACGACUUCAUGCGGGCCGUGCGCAAAGGCCAGCUGAACGAAGGCAUCUUUGAGAAAUUCGGUGCGGCGAUGACGUUGCAGUGGCUGAUUGGUCUGAACGAGAAGUACGAGAAGCGGCAACAGAAGAUUGACGACAAAGAAGAGGUCGUCCAGACGAACUUGGACCUUAGGCGAACUAAGAUUGCUGCGGGCAAUCUUGCGGCGGCCCACCAUUUCGGCUAUUUUUCCAAGGACUAUCAGAUGGCUGACGAUUUCGACCCCUUUGAUGAGGAGGACUUGAUGCAUCCAGGCAUGUCCAAGGUUGAUCGGAAUGAAGAGCUCCUGGCGGCCUUGCUCCUCCCCAUCGACAGGAAUCUCAAGCAUCCAAGCGAGGUGAAAGAGAAGGAGCAUCGCGUGGUUGAUGAGACGAGCUUCUGGGCGUCUCAUGAGCAGGUUCAGGCUAUCCUCCAGGAGGAUGUAGAGAAGCAGGAUUCCAGCCGGGCUCUGGCUGAACUGACGGUGUUGAUGAACACCACGGUGAUGGAGCCGACAGCUGAGUAG